GCGCUCCAGAACGCAGACCGCGAGAGCGUGGGCAUGGAUGCGGCCGCCGCUCGUGAUACCACUUUUGCGGCAACGUAGAAGCUGUCUGUGUAGCACGCGAUGCCGUGCCGCUCUCGUCCGGCAGGGCGCUCCAGAUUCAAACGGCUGGGCCGGCUCAAAAUGUAGCGCUGUGGUGCCGCGCGCGUCCGCCCAGUGGAAAAGGCGGGCUCACGCAGCGGGAGCUACACGCCAGGCCCGUCGCAGGGAGAGUUGACGAUGCCACGGGGAUGCGAAGCUGCGCCCAUGAGGAAAGGGAACUCCCGAGGGAGCGGAGGGAAGAGAUGUAGUACGCUGCUUGCUCACGUGAGGGAGGACUCUCGGCGCGCAACAUUUGCGUCUUCGAUAAACACGAAGGGAACAGCCUGGUGUCCUCACACCAGGACUGGCUAGCCCACGCAAACUAUUUCAGUCAGAUGGGGUCGAACUCCCCCUCCCCUGUUCCUCACACCACGACGGUGAACUGCGCCUGCGGGCACUUGGCCACCGCCGCGUCCCAGACGGCCUCGACGUCCGUCUUGCAGUCGGGGUUGAACUUGAUGUUGGGGAACUUCUCCGUGAUCACCUGGCAGAUCUCGUCAACGGCCUUGUCCUCGACCUGCUUCUGCGACGCGAGCUCGCAAAUCAUCUUCUCGAUGUCCGCCGGGCUCGGCAGCGUCAGCUGAGCCUGCGGGCACUUGGCCACCGCCGCGUCCCAGACGGCCUCGACGUCCGUCUUGCAGUCGGGGUUGAACUUGAUAUUGGGGAACUUCUCCGUGAUCACCUGGCAGCUCUCGUCAACGGCCUUAUCCUCGACCUGCUUCUGCGACGCGAGCUCGCAGAUCAUCUUCUCGAUGUCCGCCGGGCUCGGCAGCGUCAGCUGCGCCAGCGGGCACUUGGCCACCGCCGCGUCCCAGACGGCCUCGACGUCGUCUUGCAGUCGGGGUUGAACUUGAUGUUGGGGAACUUCUCCGUGAUCACCUGGCAGAUCUCGUCAACGGCCUUGUCCUCAACCUGCUUCUGCGACGCGAGCUCGCAGAUCAUCUUCUCGAUGUCCGCCGGGCUCGGCAGCGUCAGCUGCGCCUGCGGGCACUUGGCCACCGCCGCGUCCCAGACGGCCUCGACGUCUGUCUUGCAGUCGGGGUUGAACUUGAUGUUGGGGAACUUCUCCGUGAUCACCUGGCAGAUCUCGUCAACGGCCUUGUCCUCGACCUGCUUCUGCGACGCGACCUCGCAGAUGAGCUUCUCGAUGUCCGCCGGGCUCGGCAGCGUCAGCUGCGCCUGCGGGCACUUGGCCACCGCCGCGUCCCAGACGGCCUCGACGUCUCUUCUCGAUGUCCGCCGGGCUCGGCAGCGUCAGCUGCGCCUGCGGGCACUUGGCCACCGCCGCGUCCCAGACGGCCUCGACGUCGUCUUGCAGUCGGGGUUGAACUUGAUGUUGGGGAACUUCUCCGUGAUCACCUGGCAGAUCUCGUCAACGGCCUUGUCCUCGACUGCGACGCGAGCUCGCAGAUGAGCUUCUCGAUGUCCGCCGGGCUCGGCAGCGUCAGCUGCGCCUGCGGGCACUUGGCCACCGCCGCGUCCCAGACGGCCUCGACGUCGUCUUGCAGUCGGGGUUGAACUUGAUGUUGGGGAACUUCUCCGUGAUCACCUGGCAGAUCUCGUCAACGGCCUUGUCCUCGACCUGCUUCUGCGACGCGACCUCGCAGAUGAGCUUCUCGAUGUCCGAUGGGCUCGGCAGCGUCAGCUGCGCCUGCGGGCACUUGGCCACCGCCGCGUCCCAGACGGCCUCGACGUCCGUCUUGCAAUCGGGGUUGAACUUGAUGUUGGGGAACUUCUCCGUGAUCACCUGGCAGAUCUCGUCAACGGCCUUGUCCUCGACCUGCUUCUGCGACGCGAGCUCGCAGAUGAUCUUCUCGAUGUCCGCCGGGCUCGGCAGCGUCAGCUGCGCCUGCGGGCACUUGGCCACCGCCGCGUCCCAGACGGCCUCGACGUCUGUCUUGCAGUCGGGGUUGAACUUGAUGUUGGGGAACUUCUCCGUGAUCACCUGGCAGAUCUCGUCAACGGCCUUGUCCUCGACCUGCUUCUGCGACGCGACCUCGCAGAUGAUCUUCUCGAUGUCCGCCGGGCUCGGCAGCGUCAGCUGCGCCUGCGGGCACUUGGCCACCGCCGCGUCCCAGACGGCCUCGACGUCCGUCUUGCAGUCGGGGUUGAACUUGAUGUUGGGGAACUUCUCCGUGAUCACCUGGCAGAUCUCGUCAACGGCCUUGUCCUCGACCUGCUUCUGCGACGCGACCUCGCAGAUGAGCUUCUCGAUGUCCGCCGGGCUCGGCAGCGUCAGCUGCGCCUGCGGGCACUUGGCCACCGCCGCGUCCCAGACGGCCUCGACGUCUGUCUUGCAGUCGGGGUUGAACUUGAUGUUGGGGAACUUCUCCGUGAUCACCUGGCAGAUCUCGUCAACGGCCUUGUCCUCGACCUGCUUCUGCGACGCGACCGCAGAUGAGCUUCUCGAUGUCCGCCGGGCUCGGCAGCGUCAGCUGCGCCUGCGGGCACUUGGCCACCGCCGCGUCCCAGACGGCCUCGACGUCCGUCUUGCAGUCGGGGUUGAACUUGAUGUUGGGGAACUUCUCCGUGAUCACCUGGCAGAUCUCGUCAACGGCCUUGUCCUCGACCUGCUUCUGCGACGCGAGCUCGCAGAUGAGCUUCUCGAUGUCCGCCGGGCUCGGCAGCGUCAGCUGCGCCUGCGGGCACUUGGCCACCGCCGCGUCCCAGACGGCCUCGACGUCCGUCUUGCAGUCGGGGUUGAACUUGAUGUUGGGGAACUUCUCCGUGAUCACCUGGCAGAUCUCGUCAACGGCCUUGUCCUCGACCUGCUUCUGCGACGCGAGCUCGCAGCUUCUCGAUGUCCGCCGGGCUCGGCAGCGUCAGCUGCGCCUGCGGGCACUUGGCCACCGCCGCGUCCCAGACGGCCUCGACGUCGUCUUGCAGUCGGGGUUGAACUUGAUGUUGGGGAACUUCUCCGUGAUCACCUGGCAGAUCUCGUCAACGGCCUUGUCCUCGACCUGCUUCUGCGACGCGAGCUCGCAGAUCAUCUUCUCGAUGUCCGCCGGGCUGGGCAGCGUCAGCUGCGCCUGCGGGCACUUGGCCACCGCCGCGUCCCAGACGGCCUCGACGUCCGUCUUGCAGUCGGGGUUAAACUUGAUGUUGGGGAACUUCUCCGUGAUCACCUGGCAGAUCUCGUCAACGGCCUUGUCCUCGACCUGCUUCUGCGACGCGACCUCGCAAAUGAGCUUCUCGAUGUCCGCUGGGCUCGGCAGCGUCAGCUGCGCCUGCGGGCACUUGGCCACCGCCGCGUCCCAGACGGCCUCGACGUCCGUCUUGCAGUCGGGGUUGAACUUGAUGUU
This is a messenger RNA of Prorocentrum cordatum, 3419 nucleotides long. The record is from the annotation of a GenBank genome assembly. Lineage: Eukaryota; Dinophyceae; Prorocentrales; Prorocentraceae.